AUGAUUUACCACAAAUUCACAGUGGAUACAACACCUCCAUUGUAUGGAGCUAUGACUGCUGCUACAGAUGAAUCAGGAGACUGUGGAAUGAUUCACCACAAAUUCACAGUGGAUACAACACCUCCAUUGUACGGUGCUAUGACUCCUGGAACAUUUUAUAACAUGGCCUUGGCGUACACUUCUGACAAUUCAACAUUAAGAGUUCAGUGGACAAAUUACAGUGAUCCUGAAUCUGGUAUAGCAACUUACCAAGUGUCAUUAUGGCAGAAUACUUCAUGUUAUUCUAGUGGAGAGGAGGUGCUUCUUGUUGAAUGGAUUGAAUUGACAAGCAACUACACUGAAUACAGCUUUGUUAAUUUGAAUCUUACAAUGAACAUACCAUAUACAGUUAGAUUUAAAGUGACAAAUGCUGCCGGACUUUCAAUCCAACAGACUUCAUCACCUGUAUUAUAUGACCCAUCAAAACCUGUAUCAGGAGUGUUAGUGGAUGGUGAAGAUUUUUCAACUGAACAAGUUUGGUUUAGUUCAACAAGCAUUAUAAAAGGUUCAUUUUUGCACUAUUCCAAUCAAGUUGGAUCAUCCUGUCCAUCAAGAGAUAUUUCAAUGGUAAAUGAUCCUGACUGGGGAGAACUACAACAAGUUGGUCUAAAAGACCCAAGAGGCAAGAAAUGGUCUCUUCUGUACAAAAUAGAGAACAUCAACAAGAAUAUUUAUGAUGAUGAAGUGUCAGUUAAACUUGCAAGAGAUCACAAAAACCAGCAGAUGUUUACAGGAGCAUAUUACAGAUCAGCUAGCUUUGAAAAUGGAGGCACAUACCAUGUUUCUGUGAAACCAGCAAAAGGACAUGGGAUUGCUGUGACAGAAAUUUUGUUUUGGGAUGGCCAAGAUACUAGCAUUGGUACUUAUGAAUAUGAAGAAGACAUUGACUGGGCUUCAUCUGUGUGCCAAUGUUGUUUGUCAAAUCCUGUUCCUGAGGAUUGCAAUUUUUGCAAUUGCUCCAAGUAUUUGUUUGACAAAUAUGGAAACGAUACUCUACCAACAGUAAUCAGCACUCCAGUUCCUUCAAUAGCACAAACAACAACACAGCCAUAUGAAGUGGUCAAUCACCCAGACAAAAGUGAAGUCUCACAGCCCAUAGAUACUAGUAUACCUCAAGCACAAAAGUCAUGUGGCAUUCAAAUUUUGGAUGGUCAAAAUGCUAAGAUUGUGACAUGGUGUAGAUCCUUCAAUGAUAUUCAGCCUAUUAUGAAAACAUCUGUUGAUUACAACAUCACUGGAGAAUUUCUCAACUUUAAGAUAAUAUUUAAACCAGAAAUGGAUGAUGCAGUAGAUAUAACUUUAUGUCUUUUGGUAUCUAUUAAUGAAGAGGAAAUAACAGAACUUUGUGGAAUAUCACAUCUAAGUAAAACAACCAAGCUAGUGUUGCAUGUCUUCAAUCGUGAUAAUUAUGUACCAGACAUCACAGACCCGUUUAAUAUUUUUUCUGUGAAAGCCUAUUUUAGAAAUCUUAUACUACCACCACCAACUGGUGCACUUUGUCGCUAUGGUGAUCCAUUCAGAGGAGGAAGUAACCCAAUAAUAAAGUAUGAAGUUGGUAUCGGAACUGACAAAUUUCUUACAGAUAUUGAACCUUUGAGAGAAGUUGUAAUACCUUGUAUACCUUGCUUUGGAGAAUGUUCGAAAUACAACUGUGACCAGAAUUGUGAUCAGGAUAAACUUGUGGACUACAUCUUUACAUUGACAGACUUGAACCUAAUACCAAAUGUCAUGGAUGUGAAUGAAACUGGACAUUCAUAUAACAAAACCAUUAUAUACUAUCUUACAGGAAGGGCUGUGACUGGUUCUGGAGACACAGCUCUGUCAUCAUCCUCAGGGUUUUAUAUUGAUGUCACUGGACCAGUGUUUGACCUUGAUGUCAUGUUGACCACUCCUAUUUACUUUGAUGAAAAACAAGGACAGUUUCAACCAAUAAGUUAUCAAGCAUCAAACAGCACCAUUAAAGCUUUUUGGAGAUGUACUGAUGAUGAGAGUCUUGUAAAGGAGAGCCUUUGGGCUAUUGGUAAAACUCCUGGUGGAGAAGAACUUCAAAGGUUUCAGUCAGUUGGUCUCGAUGUAUCUGGCAUAAAUUCAUCAUUUGAAGGCAUUCUCCAACAUAACCAUACAUAUUACGUGUCUAUUAUCUGUGUCAAUGGAGGUGGAAAACCUACUCAAUGGAAUGAUACGUAUGGUGUUGUGGUACUGUUAGAGCCACCAGAAGUAGACAACUUGAAUAAUACUAUCCUAGGAGAAAUCAGACCAUUUAACGAAUCAGUAGUUCCUGUCAAUGCCAUGGAGAGUACUGACCCUACAAGUAUAGGAUUCACUUUUAUGAUUAGUGAGGACAAGGCUAUAAGAAGAUAUGAUUUGUGUAUUGGAACAGAUGAACAUAAAGAUGAUAUUUUUCCUUGUACCUGGGUUGGUUACAAUGUCUCAGGAUCAGCUUCUAUCAAAGAUGGAUAUUUGUUACUUGAUGGCAUCAAAGUUGCACGUCUGUCAGAACUACAAACUGAUCAGGAUGUAUUUACACAAGGUGAAAACAAAUCUAGCAUAUUUCAUAUGGAACCUGGUCGAACAUUAUUUCUGACCAUGAGAGUUUGUAAUGAAGCAGUACUUUGUGCCAACAAGUCAUUAGGAAGUAUACUAAUUACAAAUGAUAAAACUGUAUUGAAGACCUCAGAACAUGGAGAGUCCAUUGAACUUGUACAGUCUAUUGAAACAGGAUCCAAAAGGAGAAAAAGAGAUACAAAUAUGAUUGUAGUGAAUACUCCUGAAGGAUUGGUAGAGGGACAGACCAUUGUACUUCAGCCAAUAUCUGAUGAAGAUCUAACCACAGAAUAUGGGUCUGAUUCCUCUCCUGAUUUCCAGCCUUAUAUAGUCAACCCUGCAACUACACAGGAUAUGGUUGAAAGAGUACUAUACAAAAGAAUACACUCCAUGGUAAUGACAUUUUCUGUGAUACCAGUUGGUCACCUUCCUUUGCCAGGACCAAUGAAUAUUACUUAUCCAGAUACUGUUGGAGAGAAUGAAGACAACAGAACAGUGCUGGCUCAUUGGAAUACUGUUCAACAGCAGUGGGAGUUGACUGGGAAGACCUGUGGUGAAACAUCAGAUUUGGAAGUUGAUAAUGGAGAAGGCAGAAAGACUGUUCAGAUUUGUAAAACAUGGAGAGAAAAAGUAGAUGGUAUCAACCAAACUAAUGCAUCUGUUUCCUAUUUCUCAGAAGAGACACAAUUUGCUGUGUUUAUUGUUUCAAAUAAGGUGUAUAAUUCUCCACCAAUGCUCACCAGUGACAGGUUUAUUUCCAUCAAAGAAGAUGAAGGUACAUUACAAUACCAGUUGGAGGCAACAGAUGAAGAAGGUGAUGUGGUUGCAUUCUAUCUCAGCAAUCAAACAAACAUUCUUGGAAAAACACUGCUUUUUGAAGAUGGCAUACUGCUGUAUACACCAUGUACUGACUGUUCAGGUGUUGAGACAAUAACAAUCAUCCUAACAGAAGUACAGACCAAUGAAGAUAUACCUCCAGCCAGCAGUGAAGCAACACUCGUUAUUACCAUCAUAGAUUCUAAUGACCCACCAGAAAUAUUCUUAACCCAGCAUGGACAAUCUAUUUUAUCUUCUGAUCCAACAGAACCAGUUGUGGUAUUCUUAGAACAGAAGAGAAUAUUCAACAAGAAAAAAUGGACAUCAGAUUUCACUGCUAUAAUAGGAGCAUUUGAUGUAGAACAACAAGAUCUAUUUAUGGAAGUGUAUCAACCAAAUUAUGGUGCAGUCCUAUUCAAGCAAGAAAAAACAACAAUUCCAAAUAUAAACGAUUGUGGAGAAAGUUUGAAUGUGGCCAGUGAACCAUGUGGUAAUUUCAGUGAAAUAUUACCACACAAUAAAGAUGUUAUGUCCUGGAUUUAUUCCAUAUUGAACUACAAACAGGCCAUGAAUGUGUCUGGAUAUGAUGUAGCUAAAUUGUAUGUCUCAGAUUCUAUGAAUGCUUCAUCAGCUGUUGUUACCAUACAGUUUGUCAUAAUGGAAUCACCUUGUCACAAUGAUGGAUCUUGUCAUCCACAGAAUGGCAGUAACUACCCCUGCACCAGUACUCGCAGAGCAGAAAGUUUUGACCUGUAUUAUGACUGUGUCUGUUUACCUGGAUAUUCUGGUGUAUACUGUGAAGAGAACAUUGAUGAAUGUCUAAGUUCACCAUGUAUAGAACCAUAUGAAUGUAUUGAUGGUGUUAAUAUGUAUGACUGUAGAUGUCCACCAGAUAAACCUCAUUGUAGUUUCAAAAUUUGGACCAUACCAGUGAUAGUUUUAAGUUUGCUGAUUAUUAUUAUAAUCAUCAUUGUGGUUGUUCGUAGAUAUAUGAAGAAAAGAAUGCAAAAGAAAGAAGAUAAAGCAGACAUUUGGAGUCAGGACUCUGAAGAAUCUACAGAUGAAACAAUGGACAAAGUCAUUGACGAUGAUUUUGAAUCGGCAGGUUUGCAUCAAAUUAAUAUUGAAGAGAACCAGAAUGAGAGUAAUGAUUGGUUAGACCCUGUCAAGGCUUUAAAUCCUGAAAUAGGUCGACUGUUAAACCCAACAAGGAGGAACAAGGUACAUCCUGCUCCAUCAAGCUUUGCAAUGUCUUCUUUCUCUACUGCCAAACCAAAUCAUGAAGAUGUAGCUGAAGAGGAAACCAAAAAGAACAGUGAUAUGAACUUUGGCCUUCCAUAUGAUCUACCUGUGGGUCAUAUAACAAUGAAACCUGUAUCCAGACCACGCAUGCCAGCUUUUACUGCACCAGAAAUCAAGUUUGAAUUACAUGAUAGUAAUGCAGAGAGCCUUGAUAGUGAACACAAAUCAACAGCUGAAACAGAAAGUAAUCCUGAAAUUUGUUCAUCAAAUCCAGAAAGGAAACCCUUUCAUUUAAAACCUAUUCCUGCAAGUCAAAAAGGAAAAAAGAAAAGCACAGAUCAGAAAAGGGGUAUUUCAGCACACGAUAUGGAUUACAGUAGAUACAAUGAUCAGGAGAAGCAGAAGAUAGAUAAUGAUGCUUGACAGGUUUAUGUGUGUUUUUUAUUAUUUGAUAUCAGAUAGAACACUUUAUAACUUCAUAUAUAUAUAUAUACAAUAUAUUUUUUUAUUUAUAUAACAAGUCUUAUUCUUAAACCGACACAAAGUUUCGGAAAUUGUUAAAUUGUAAUUUUAUAAUGUCUGAUGUUAUCUUGAAAAUUUACUCAAAAUAUAUCUUAUUUUUUCUCGACUUUUUCACAUAUAAACUAGCUUUAAUUAUAGUGCCUAUCUAUAUUUGUAUAGGGUGUUAGUAUGGUGCAAAGAGUAACUUAGUAUACUUAACAUUCAUCGUUUUUACCAUGGUUCAAAAUUUAAUAAAUUCUAGAUUUCCAGAAACUGUUAUUUUCUCAAACACACCACAGACAUGUAUGCCGAUAUUUACAAUAGACUAGUAUACAUGUAAUUUGAUGUCUUAUAGUUUUAAUGUUUCUACAAUUAUUUCUUAACUUAAUACUAAUUUUAAUAUUUUUAGUAAAAUAAUUGUAUUCUCAUGUUUAAUUUGUAUUCUAAUCUUUAGUAAAAUAAUUGUAUUCUCAUGUUUUUAAUUUUAAAGUAAAAUAAUUUUAU
This is a messenger RNA of Mytilus trossulus (common blue mussel), 5646 nucleotides long. RefSeq lists its product as uncharacterized. The transcript is spliced from 26 exons. Gene Ontology annotation, molecular function: protein binding; calcium ion binding. Gene Ontology annotation, biological process: homophilic cell-cell adhesion. The record is from RefSeq and is a predicted model, not a curated record. The coding region runs from base 1 to 5064 and encodes 1687 amino acids. NCBI's taxonomy places the organism in Eukaryota, Metazoa, Mollusca, Bivalvia, Mytilida, Mytilidae. Gene Ontology annotation, cellular component: membrane.